This is a messenger RNA of Alligator sinensis (Chinese alligator), 3824 nucleotides long. RefSeq names its product mucosa-associated lymphoid tissue lymphoma translocation protein 1-like. Gene Ontology annotation, biological process: proteolysis. Gene Ontology annotation, molecular function: cysteine-type endopeptidase activity. The record is from RefSeq and is a predicted model, not a curated record. Lineage: Eukaryota; Metazoa; Chordata; Crocodylia; Alligatoridae. The transcript has 15 exons. The coding region runs from base 333 to 2276 and encodes 647 amino acids.
AAGAGUCUCACUCAGAGGGUGGAGACUGGCUGGCAGUCUGAAUUUUCCCCCAGUUUCACUUUCUGUGCUUAGGCUUGUUUUGGGAUUGGCUAGUGACUCAGCCUGGUGUGUUGGUGUGAGACUCCUCACCAAGUCACUGCAGAAAUGAGGAAGUGUUGGAUCCCCGAUGUUCAGUACAGUCAGAACCUUUCCGAGGAGCAGGUUGUGAAGGGGCUGCUAACCGCCUGGCAGGUGCUGUUUCCUAGACGGCAGAGCCACCAGGGGUGAAGCGCAUGGCUGCAGAGGCUGGGCUCUUGCCUGUGCCCUGGGAAGGACAAGUUGCCCAUUAAGCGAUGCUGAAAGCCAUUGUGAUCACCGAGCAGCCAGUCUCUGCCUCCGUCCCUGCCGGUUACUCUCUCACUCUGCGAUGUAGAGCGGAGGCCUGCACUUCCCUGCGGUAUCAGUGGUUCUCCCAGCUCCAGUCUGCUUGCUGCCAAAUUACUGGUGCCACCGAGCCAGACUUGCUCAUCACUGCCAGAGAAACCCAACUGUACAUCUGCAGGAUCAACGACUUGCAAAGAAACUUCACCUUCUCUAACUGGGUGAAAGUGGAGGUCCAUCAACGUAUUGCCAGAGACCUGCUCCCAGAACUGUGGCAAGGAGAACCAGUCAUAGUCAUCAACCCAACUGUGUUGGAGGUGAAAGUGGGCAAGGAACUACAGCUCCAGUGUGCAGCCCUGGGUAUCCCAGCUCCACACUACCAGUGGUAUCACAAUGGGAAACCCAUGGAGGAUCAGAAGAAGAAGAAACUCUUGAUCAACUCUGCAAAGGUCAGUGACUCUGGCACAUACCUUUGCUGCGCAGCCAAUAGCCACGGAGAACACUGGACCAAUGCGGUGGACGUUCAUAUAGGUACGUGUUGGCCAGAUACAUUCUUUGCAACUGACAAGGUGGCACUUUUGGUGGGCAACAACCAUUACCAGAAUCAUCCUAACCUGAUGGCUCCCAUCACAGACGUGUUUGAACUGAGCCUUCUUCUAAAGAAACUGGGCUUCCGGGUGGUUUCCCUUCUGGACCUGAACAAGGUGGAAAUGAUGAUAGCAGUGAAUCAGUUCCUGCAGCUCCUAGGGAAAGGGGUCUAUGCCAUAUUCUACUACGCCGGGCAUGGAUAUGAACAUUCGGGGAGAAACUACAUGGUUCCUAUUGAUGCUCCACAGCCCUAUGCCCCUGAGAACUGCAUAAGCGUGCAGAGGAUACUACAUAAGAUGCAGCAGAGACAGACAGCUCUCAAUCUCAUCUUGCUGGACACCUGUCGGAAAUGGUAUAACCCACAGUGUGCACUGUCGCAGGUGCAGCCACUGGAGCCCUGGGGGAACACGGUUUAUGGCUACGCCACGAGUGAAGAUGCAGAAGCAUAUGAAGUGCAAGAUGGAGAGUUCAGCUCAGGCAUCUUCAUGAAGUACCUGAAGAAGCAUAUUCUUCAGGAGAAGAAGGUUACACAUAUGCUGGAGGAUGUGUUGGAAGACAUCGGCCGAGACCCCUUGGUUACAGGGAAGCAGGUGAUGGAGAUCAAGCAUACUCUGAAGGAAGCUCGGGCCUUGACAGACCCCAUCUACCCCACUGGACUGACUGCGGUGCUUUGGGGACACAGCUGUGAGCUGCUGCGGGAGACGGUGACCUUCCCAUGUGGCAUCCAGGUGGAGCUCCGCUUCCGGGAGGUUUUCUCCAAUGUCAUGCACGUGUCUGCUAAGCUGCAGGCACCCCCGCCGCACAUUGCUGACGUCCGGCUUCUGCUAUGCAGGCCUGCGGAGAUGCAAGAUCUGGCAGUGCUGCGGGGCAGCCAGUCUGACCAAGUAGAGUCACUGCUCACCUCUCUAUCAGAGCAUGAGGAACUGGACUGUGUGCUCCGGCUCUGUGGUCUACAGAAAGUUCAGACUGAUGUGUUACUGCAGCUGGAUUUGCACUAUACUCAGCUGGGCACCAAGCAGAGGGCUCGUGAGAGUCUGCGGAAAAUCCUCAGGAAGUCACUGGUAGCACAACUGUUCAGCCAGAAAAAGUGUGUUAUUCCACCCCACCAGGAGGCAUCAAAACCUACUUCCAGCUCAUAUCCCAAGGAUGGAUCAAUGGUACCUGCAGCGCAGAAGGGGCUAGCAUCGCUGGAAGUGGAGUCCGGGAGCAGCUCGCAGUGCAGCAGCCAGUCGAACACGUGCAGUGAGCCCGAGGAAAACGAUGAGAGUGACCUGAGCAGUCUCUGCUCAGCACUGCUCAGGGCCAGCCCAGGACAGAAUUGCUCCUGAAUGGGAAGUGAAUUGCUGUCCCUAGGGAGAGGUGGGGAUUCUCUCACUACAGGAGGACUGCUUUUCGGGUUACAAGCAAUACUGCUGCCAUAGCCUAAGCCAUACUCCAGAGUCUAACAUGCACUAUGUCCAGACAGUCAAGACAGCUAUUGGAGAGGUAAAAAGAGUUGCCCCCUGUGGCCAUCUCACUGCUGCAUCUCCUCCCCUCUCUCCCCAGAAUAGCUGGAUUCCAGUAUCUGUCCCACUAAGCAUGGAGGGUCAGAGUCCUAGUGAGCAACCUCUGCCACACGCAAAGCUCUAUGCAAGAAUCCUUGGCAAAGGAGUGACCAUCAUGCUGAGUAAAUAAUGUGACAAUCAUAGGAUUUCCACCCCCUCCAAAAAGUCAUCCAUUUACAGACAAAGUUGCCACCUAGGCACUCUGAAAGACAGACUGCAAUAAGCAAAGGCCUGGGAACAAGCAUUAAAAUUGAAGCCAUGGAAAGGUACGAGCUAAAGGAACGUUGCAGGCAGGGGGUGCAAUUUUAAUGCAAUAAAAUAAAACCUUUAAUGCUGACCACAGCAUUGUGUAAAUAUUGUAACAAAUUAAGAAAUAACAGUUUUAAAAUGGCAUUGGAGUGUGAUUCUUCUUGUACCUGGUGUUGAGCUGCUGCUAUGCUUUUCUAUCUCACAGGUAGAGCAUGCGUAAAAAAAAAUGUACAGUGAUGUGCGGUUGUGUUUCUAGAGGGUAUAUUUUACCUCUGUAUUUGGGAUUGGGAUUUUUUUUGAAAAUACAUUGCUAUGUUAUUCAGAGGAGGUAUAUAGUUAGAGUGUAUUCUAACAUGUUUAUUAAUGCAGAUCAGAGUUAAGGGUUUUAUUAUAUUUAAAGUCACAGUGCUCGAGGUAUGAAAUGCAUUUGCUGUUCUUGUAUGGCUUGAUGUAUUGUUUCUUAGCAAUACAUCAAGUGUUUUUCAGGAAAAAGUAUAUAAAGGUCUGAAUUGCCUCUCUAGAACCUAGGUGAGGUGGCUGCAGCCUUAAACAUAAAGAGUCUAUUUUCCUAGUAUGAGAAUUCCUUCUAUCCUUCUUUUUUUUUUUUUUUCAAAUGGAGUCCCAGGACUAUAAGCUGUGGGGCUGUUGCCAGUUCAGCCCUAAGCCCUGUGAAGUUUCACUCAAGUCCUGUGGCCAGGGUUGAAGUGAUCCGUGGGUCCUGCGCUACCUCUUUGCAAAAGGAUGAGACAUGUACCCUCCACAAGUGUGGACUGUUGUGGAUUCAUUGAAGUCCAUGUGCUGAGAUAUCACCUCAAGACUGCUUUUCUGCUAGAGCAUUUGAAGUAGAGCACAGUGUACCUUUUGCAGCAUAGGUGCCUGAUAGCUGGUGACCAUGGUGGUAGCAGUCACCAAGCUGCAGCCACCACCAAAUGUGAGGACUUCCCAAAGGAAACAGCACCCUCCAACAGCAGGUGACAGUAACAUUGCACAGGAUUGGUGACUUUCUGGAAAGCAGCCCAGAAGAGCCUACAUGAUUGUACCUACAUCCAUCUUGGUUCUGAAGGCUGAUGAGAUGUGUCUGGC